CAAUGGCAUUUACGCUGACUUUUAUCUGACAAGCGACGCGACUGACGCAUCAGUUUCAUUUCCGGCUGUAAACAACAAACCAUCGACAUACGAAUUAAAGUGAUUAUGACUCGAAUAAACCGAAUGGUGAUAGUAAUACUGGAUAACAUCAGCCUCUGAUCAGAAAUCGUUGACUUUAAAGGUUUAAUUCAAGAUGUUGGAGGUAUUUACAGAGAGUGUAAGCGUUGCUUAUUAUGGCAAUACCAGUGUAUUUCCCACAGUGGACAACAGCUCUGAAAUCAUUCCAGACCAUGAGAUUAACAUCACAAAACCACACAAGUGUCUACAGAUACUUUAUGAGGAUAUUGGAAAUUCCAGGGUUCGAUUCUGGGACCUAAUGCUGCUGAUCCCGAAUGUGGCGUUCUUGAUAUUCCUAAUGUGGAAACUUCCUUCUGCUCGUGCUAAGAUCCGCCUCACCUCCAGCCCCAUCUUUGUGGCAUUCUAUAUACUGGUGUUUGUAGUAGCUGCAGUGGGCAUCACACGUGCUAUAGUGUCCAUGACAGUAAGCACAUCCAGUGCCGCCACCCUCAUAGAUAAGGUGCUUUGGGAAAUCACGCGCUUCUUUUUAUUGGGUAUUGAGCUCAGCGUCAUCAUACUCGGAUUGGCUUUUGGUCAUCUGGAGAGUAAGUCCAGUAUCAAGCGUGUGUUGGCUAUCACUGCAGUCCUGUCUCUGGCUUAUUCCAUCACACAGGGAACUCUGGAGAUCCGUUACCCAGAUAAACAUCUCUCAGCCAAAGACUUCAACAUCUACGGUCAUGGUGGGCGGCACUUCUGGCUAGCCAGUUCCUGCUUCUUUUUCCUGGUGUAUUCUCUGAUUGUCAUUCUUCCUAAAACUCCACUCAGAGAGAGAAUCUCAUUACCAUCCAAGAGAAGUUUUUAUGUGUACGCCGGGAUCCUGUCCACACUGAAUCUGGUUCAGGGGUUAGGCAGUGCUCUGCUCUGUGCUGACAUUAUUGAGGGCCUGUGCUGUGUUGAUGUGACCACAUUCCUGUACUUUUCCGUCUUUGCUCCUCUGAUCUACGUGACAUUCCUCAAAGGAUUCUUUGGUUCCGAGCCAAAGAUUCUCUUCUCCUACAAGUCGCAGAUAGAUGAGCCAGAGGACUCUGAUGUCCACCUGCCCAACACUUCCUCAUCAGGUCUAGGCAGGAAAGAUCUGGAUCGUGGGUCGUACUCCAGCACGCAGAUCGACGGCUCUGGAGCGUACCUGGACGACGUGGUGUCUGGACCGUUUGGAGCAGGAAACAGUAUCAAUAGCAUUGACAGCGAUCGAUGGAGAAGUCUCAAUGCUUGAGAGAGAGAGAGAGAGAGAGAGAGAGAGAGAGAGAGAGAGAGAACAUUUUAAACGUGACCUCCAGAUGACUCGUAUUGUUUUACCAGCUGAAGAGUUUGACGUGCCGUGGAUUCAGUCUGUCAUGCACGACCUUUCAAUUUUUCUGCCACAGUUAGUGCCCCGUUGUUUAAAAGUUCAUUUCAUUGUAUUCCAUUUUCCAUUUUAGCAUUCCUUUUUUUAUAACUCCGGUGCUCUUAAUUUCACAUCUGUGUCCAUCACAGCUCUCUUAGAGGCACACUCAAGACUUUGAAGUACAUAAUCUUAUAAGAUGAUAAUCGAUUGCUGAUCAUUUAUAUGUUCAACAUUUCAGGCUGGGUUAGAUACUCUACUGGCACCAGCGGAAGUGCUCAUUUCGAAAGUUUAUUUUCUGCCGCAGGGGUUUUCGUGCACUCAGAAACACUCAUUAGUCCACAAUUUUGUUUGAGAAUUCUACACUAAUUAUGUGUCCGAGUGUUGGUGCGUAUCAGUUCAAAGGCUUCAGGACUGAAAUCCACCCUGGCUUUGUUUACGUUUAUAAAAUCAUUUAUUUCCAGAUCCUGGUUAGAUUUAAAUUGUAUUUUUGUCUUUGCGUUUUUAUUUAUUUUAGUGAUACGUUAAAUUUGGUUUUAGCCUGUUAUUAAGGGGGAUGUCAGUUCGCACUGAAGCUCAGUUUAAUCUGUGUCUUGUUCUAACUGACUGGAACUAAAUGGAAUUGACUUCUGAA
This is a messenger RNA of Triplophysa rosa, 2072 nucleotides long. RefSeq names its product transmembrane protein, adipocyte asscociated 1 (gene tpra1). Gene Ontology annotation, molecular function: G protein-coupled receptor activity. NCBI's taxonomy places the organism in Eukaryota, Metazoa, Chordata, Actinopteri, Cypriniformes, Nemacheilidae. Gene Ontology annotation, biological process: G protein-coupled receptor signaling pathway. The coding region runs from base 194 to 1330 and encodes 378 amino acids. The transcript has 11 exons. Gene Ontology annotation, cellular component: plasma membrane. The record is from RefSeq and is a predicted model, not a curated record.